Nelumbo nucifera (sacred lotus) is the source of this 3395-nucleotide messenger RNA. Its product is annotated as RNA helicase family protein. The record is from RefSeq and is a predicted model, not a curated record. Gene Ontology annotation, cellular component: nucleolus; intracellular anatomical structure. Gene Ontology annotation, biological process: positive regulation of transcription by RNA polymerase I. NCBI's taxonomy places the organism in Eukaryota, Viridiplantae, Streptophyta, Magnoliopsida, Proteales, Nelumbonaceae. Gene Ontology annotation, molecular function: helicase activity; ATP hydrolysis activity; ATP binding.
UUUUCCUCCUUCCCCUACAUUUUCCUUCAAACCCAACAGUAUAAGGGUUUGGAAAAAAUUUCCGUCAUUGAAGUUUAUUUUCUCGGUUCUCUGUUCCGCCAGUCACCUGUUCGAGGGAAGGGUCAAAAGCUGUUAAGCUGUUAGGGCUUCAACCAGUGAGGCAAGUUUCUUCUCCCUGCUAUCUGUUUCACCAUUGAAGCAAGCUUCGAUCAUUAAAUUAUCUUCAACGCUGUUGUUUCUCGCCGCGCCAUUGUUUUUCAUCGCCGUUGUUUCGCAGUUCUCAGUUCUCAAGUCGCCAAGUCGCUGCUGUUUGUAGAUCGGAGCUGGGGAUAGGAUAGCCAGAAAAUGCCUUCAAUGGCCCAUUCAGAAGCCAGAGAUUUCACCAAAACCAAACAACCUAAUGGGAAAAUUGUUAAGAAUGGCCCAAAAGAUGAAUCCAGGAGGCAAAAGAUUGCACAACAGAGAAAAAGCCUACCUAUCACAUCAGUUGAGAGACAACUUGUGGAGGAAGUGAGAAAGAAUGAUACAUUGAUCAUAGUUGGUGAAACUGGAAGUGGGAAAACAACACAAUUACCACAAUUUUUAUUUAAUGCGGGGUUUUGCCGUGAUGGGAAAGUUAUUGGGAUCACUCAACCUCGCCGUGUUGCAGCAGUCACUGUUGCUAAACGUGUAGCAGAGGAAUGUGGUGUCGAGUUAGGUCAGAAGGUUGGGUAUUCCAUUAGAUUUGAGGAUGCAACUUCCAGCUCAACAAGGAUCAAAUACAUGACCGAUGGGUUGCUUUUGAGGGAAGCGUUGCUGGAUCCAUUUCUCUCUAGGUAUUCGGUUGUCAUUAUUGAUGAAGCUCACGAGAGAACUGUCCACACUGAUGUAUUGCUAGGCCUGUUAAAAAAUGUACAGAAGACAAGAUCACAAUCCACCAGCCAAAUGAGUAGCCUUGAGAAGAUGAAAGCUAGCAAUGGAACUGUGCUUGAGAAAGACAAUCAUGCACAAAGCCAGAGUUUUCAGAAGUCGUACCACGGAACAAAGUUUUCUCCAUUGAAGUUGAUCAUAAUGUCUGCGAGCUUGGAUGCAAGGGGUUUUUCUGAGUAUUUUGGUGGUGCCAGAGCUGUCCACAUUCAAGGGCGCCCUUACCCUGUAGACAUACUCUAUACUCAUCAUGCCGAACCAGAUUACCUUGAGGCAACCCUGAUUACUGUUUUUCAGAUCCAUUUGGAGGAGGGUCCUGGUGAUAUACUUGUAUUUUUGACUGGGCAAGAAGAGAUCGAAUCUGUAGAGAGACUUGUCCAGGAGCGAGUUCAACAGUUACCUGAAGGCAGUCGAAACCUUCUGGUUAUUCCCAUGUUUUCAUCUUUACCAUCAGAGCAGCAAAUGCGAGCUUUCAGGCCAGCUCCAUCCUGUAGCCGUAAGGUCAUAUUGGCAACAAAUAUUGCUGAGACAUCAGUCACAAUUCCUGGAAUCAAGUAUGUUAUAGAUCCUGGGCUGGUAAAAGCACGCAGUUACAAUCCAAUUACAGGGAUGGAGUCCCUGAUUAUUAUUCCAACAUCCAAAGCGCAGGCUCUUCAGAGGAGUGGUCGCGCAGGGCGUGAAGGGCCUGGGAAAUGCUUUCGGUUAUACCCAGAGAACGAGUUUAGUAAACUUGUAGAUUCCACUGUGCCAGAGAUCAAGCGUUGUAACCUUUCAAAUGUUAUAUUGCAGCUCAAGGCUUUAGGUGUUGAUGAUAUUAUUGGGUUUGACUUCAUGGAAAAACCAUCAAGGAUGGCUAUAGUCAAAUCUUUGGAGCAGUUGUAUUUGCUAGGUGCUCUGACUGAUGAUUACAAACUGUCAGAUCCAGUUGGGCAUCAAAUGGCCCGUUUACCCUUGGACCCAAUUUAUUCAAAAGCUCUUAUAUUAGCUAAUCAGUUCAACUGCUUGGAAGAAAUGUUGAUAACUGUUGCAAUGCUUUCAGUGGAAUCUAUUUUUUAUACUCCUCGCGAAAAGUUGGAAGAGGCAAGAGCUGCAAGGAAAUGCUUUUCAAGUGCUGAGGGAGAUCAUCUCACUUUGGUGACUGUGUAUCGGGCUUCUGCUGAGUGGUUGGAGAAGGUCAAAAUGGCAAAUAAUAAAGACAAAACAGCUGAAAGAAGCCUUAGCAAAUGGUGCAAGGAAAAUUUUAUCAAUAACCGCUCCUUGAGACAUGCUCGAGAUAUUCACAGUCAAAUUCAAGGACAUGUUGAACAAAUGGGUUUUCGUGUUGCAUCAUGUGGGGAUGACAUGCUUCAGUUCCGUAGAUGUCUUGCUGCUGCUUUUUUCCUUAAUGCAGCAUUGAGGCAGCCUGAUGGAUCCUACAGGGCUUUGGCAAGUAGUCAGGUGGUGCAGAUUCAUCCAUCUUCAGUGUUGUUCCGGACCAAGCCAGAGUGUAUAAUUUUCAACGAACUAGUUCGAACAAAUCAUAAUUACAUUCGCAAUAUAACAAGAAUUGAUCCAUUGUGGUUACCUGAGUUGGCUCCUCAGUACUAUGCAACACAAAAUUAGGGUUUCUGGUACAAAUCUUGAAGGUCAGCAGUGGAUUUGAUUCCCCGUAGAUUCUAUUCUCCUCUUAUGAGAGAUGGCAAUUAGGAACCUGAAGAUAAUUACAUUUUUGCUUCUUGUGUGGAUGACUCUUCAAUGGUAUCCUCUCUAACUUCAACUUUGCACCAGAGCAUCUCUAAAUCCUUGGACAAGUCUGAUCUGUCAAAAGGACAAGUUGAGGACAUGAAUUUGCGCCCUGUCCUCCUAAGUGGGCCAACAGCUGUUUAGUGAGGAGAGCUAUACAUCUACACGUCAAUUGCAGGCGGCAUUUUUUCCGACCUUUCACUGGAACUCUAAUGGUUCAAAGCACACAGGUUUCGAGGGACUUAAACGUUUUACCCAUGGUUCUGUGUUUGCUGUCUCAUCAGGUCAAUUUGACUACCUUUCCUGAAUGUACUUCUGACUAAGAUGUGCUGUUACAUCAAACUGAACCUGCCUAAGGRCAUCUGUCUUGGCUUGGGCCGAGCCUAAUGAUGCCAUUUUGCGAAGGAGGUUGUAGACUUUCAGCUGUCAUAUUGCUACUAGUCUGGUACCCGGGUGGUUAUUACAUGGAAUAUGUAAUUUGCUCCAGGAAGGUGGAAGAAAAUUUAUCUUGGUUCUAAAUCCAACUUUAUGGUUCUCUGCAUUGUAAAAUAAAGAUUAUUUAAGAAGUGCAUAAUUGAGAAUCAAUUUUUGUGGUUGCAAACUUACAACUCUAUGAAUUGUUGUAUUCUUUCCAAAAGUAGAUAAUAGAAAACUAUCCCGGUAUAUAUGUUUCCUAUUUCAGUGGAAGAGAACUUGGGAACUUUUGCUCUCUCUAGGCCGAAAGAUGGCCAUUGAGGGUAGAGAUCAGUAAUCUCUUGUUUUUCUUA